Molecule: messenger RNA, 1693 nt
Organism: Anopheles stephensi (Asian malaria mosquito)
Lineage: Eukaryota; Metazoa; Arthropoda; Insecta; Diptera; Culicidae
Exons: 2
Coding region: 207-1226 (339 amino acids)
Source: RefSeq, a predicted model, not a curated record
UGCCUGGACUUCGACCAGUGUGGUUAUGCUGCCUGCGAUUAGUGCCUGCUACUUGACUGUGCUUCUUGGUGUGCCCGUGUUGUGCUACUGUACCUGUGCUGUGAUUCUCCGUGUAUCGUAUUUGUACCUGUGUGUGUGUUCGUGUGCUGCGCUUGUGCCUGUUCGUGAGUGUAGCCUCGUAGCCUGCUUCGGCUUCGACUUCGGCUAUGCCGAAGCGUGGUAGAAGGAGGAGUAGGAAGCCAGACUCGGUAGGAUCGAGCUCCGAUUCGGCCGAGUCCAAGCGCUCGAGGAGCGUGGUUUCUUCCUCUUCGGAGGAAUCUGACGAUACGAUGAGCGUGGACAGUACGGAGUCACGUUCAUCCACCAGCGUGCAGGAGGAUAACUCGGCACAAUUUGUCACCGUAAACCGGCGACAACGGAAGGCAGUCCCGACAACGAAGCCUUCCACAACACCAGCUACGCCCGCUGUUCCUGCAGGGCGUACAUCGGCUCCGGCUCCCGUAUCGGCGGCAAAAAUGCCUCCGAUCACGGUGAAGUCACUCCCAGUAGCUGUCCUGCGUCCGGAACUGCAGGCUCGUGGAAUCACACCAGAGUUCCGUAUCUCCGGCGUAGGCACGUCAAUCACCGUUCGAUCUCCUGCUGAACAGCAGGAGGUCCUUAACUACCUGCAGCAGCGGAAUGCGGAAUAUUUUUCGCAUGACGCUAAAAACAUGCGUCCCUUCAAGGCGGUGCUUCGUGGGCUUCCGGAAACGGACCUCGCGGAGAUCGUUUGUGAACUGAAGGAAAUCCACCAGCUCGACGUUUUGGAGGCGUUCGAGAUCAAGCGCCGCGCAGAGGGCAUUCAAACCAGGUUGUACCUGGUUCAUUUCAAGCGAGGAACAUGCUCGCUAAAAAAGCUGGAGGCAGUACGGUCAAUCCAGCAAGUCAUCGUGCGAUGGGAGCCGUACCGCGGAGGGAAGAAAGGCCCGACGCAAUGCCAUCGAUGUCAGGCUUUUGGGCAUGCACCGAGAUACAAUCUUGCGAAGCGACUGCAGGACAUCAAGAACGCUCCAGACACACCAGCUACAACACCAACCACAACUCCAGCCACAACUUCAUCGGAAGACCUGUUUAGCCCGGAAGAGCUAUUCGCUAUAUUUAGCAGAAUGCUCCCGAAGAUCCGCCUUUGCCGCAACAAGGGAGAACAAAUCGCCGUUAUCGGAGAACUAUUGAUGCUCCUUCACUGACCGGGCGCUGCGAGUCAUCACAUGGAAUGCUCAGUCCGUCCGGACUAAGCAAAUUCCACUCGGUGACUUCCUCGUCCGGCACAACAUCGAUGCAGCGCUAAUAGUGGAAACAUAUCUCAAGCCUGAGAUGAGUUUCUUCUUAGGCAACUACACCAUCCAUCGUCUGGAUCGCACCACCUCCCGAGGCGGCGGUGUUGCCAUAGCGAUCCGACGUGGAAUCCGGCACACACUACUCCCGCACUACAACACCACCACCAUAGAAGCAAUAGGCGUCCAGCUCCAUACCGACACCGGUCCACUGCAGCUUACGGCAGUCUACUGUCCGCGGCAGUGCACUCUGUCGCGGAGAGCUACGUUCCGACAAGAGCUACACAUCAUCACCAGCAAUCCGGCCCGUUCACUCAUUGGGGGUGAUCUCAACGCCAGGCACCAGUUGUGGGGCAACGUACGGAGCAACACAAAUGGAA